Messenger RNA from Andrographis paniculata, 965 nucleotides. RefSeq lists its product as uncharacterized. The transcript has 5 exons. The record is from RefSeq and is a predicted model, not a curated record. The coding region runs from base 159 to 509 and encodes 116 amino acids. Lineage: Eukaryota; Viridiplantae; Streptophyta; Magnoliopsida; Lamiales; Acanthaceae.
CACCAAGUGGGCUUGAUACAGUUAAAGUUAAACAAAAAAGAGAUGCCACCUGGAUUGUGGUUAUUAUAUUAAGCAUCACUUCAUCUGCUACUAUUGCUUAUGGCAUCUACCGAAGAAGAAGGCACCGUUAGAAAAUUUGGAAUCAGAAGGUGCAUCGUAUGCCGACAAUUCUAUUUCAUUCCUUUAUGGGUGUAAUUUUGAAUCCAUAUUUACAGAGCGGUUGGCAGCUUUUGAUCAUGGAUCUGAACAUAAAAGCCACAAGAACAGUUGUCAUUUGUAAUUCAGUGCAGCACCAUUGCAAUUCGAUACAAAGGUAUUAUUGGAAAAGGCUUCAACAUAUCAACGGAUUUAAAGGAAAAAGCUUCAGCAUAUCGGUGGAUUCAAAUUUUAAGAUUCAAAUAGAGUGUCUUCCUUCUAGCGGAACUCUAAUUUACUCGGUGGCACGGUCACUUCCACACCGUCCGGUGCGUGCACUGUCACCUCGUACACGGCAUUCGCCUCCUUCCUGACAUUUCUUACGCUUCGUUUAUACUUCACAACGCUUUUAAAGCCGGAGAAGGCAACCGAGAACGACGGGUAGUUCAAAUCUCCCGGAGAAGGCAACCGAGAACUCUAAUAUUGUUUUAUUCGUCAACUUACAUAGUAUACAUAAUUUUAUUUUGGAUUGUUCAAUUAUAAAGUAAUUUAUUUUAAAGUAAAUGUGGAUUUUAUCCCACAUGAUAUAUAGUCAUAUACCCUAAUUAUAUUUUUUAAUCUAAAACUAUUUUUAUUAUAUGAUAAAUAUUUUUAUUAAUAUAUUUUUAAUUAUUUACUAAUUAUAUUUCUUUAAAUUCUCAUAUUUACGGUAAAAAAACCACGAUAGUCGGGAUGAAGGGAGUAAUAAAAUAGAGGCAUUGUAUCUACACAUUGUGAAAGAGUUAGAGUGUGAAUAUGUGAACAAAAACACAAUUGGUCUUCAGUGGCCA